GAGCCUGGGAGACGCCUGUGGCAAAAGAGUAACUGUCAAAUGCAAGGUUCCUUUAAUAGGAGUGAUCAGUCCGGCUCCGAGAGUCAUGGCGACUACAGCAUCCAAUCAUUACAAUAUCCUCACCUCCAGCCCAUCUAUUGUACACUCGGAGCCUGGGAGCAUGCAGCAAGCCACGGCUUACAGGGACGCGCAAACCCUGUUGCAGAGUGACUACUCGCUGCAGAGCAACAGUCACCCGCUCAGCCACGCGCACCAGUGGAUAACAGCCUUGUCACACGGAGAAGGAGGUCCGUGGUCGUCCAGUCCCCUCGGCGAGCAGGACAUCAAGCCAGCGGUGCAGAGCCCCCGGGACGAGAUGCACAAUUCCAGCAAUCUACAGCAUCAGACGCGGCCACCCCAUCUGGUACAUCAGACGCACGGGAACCAUCACGAUUCAAGGGCAUGGAGAACGACGACGGCGGCUCACAUCCCCAGCAUGGCCACGUCGAACGGACAGAGCCUUAUUUACUCGCAGACCGGCUUCAGCGUGAACGGUCUCAUCCCGGGCAGCGGCCAGGGCAUCCACCACCACAGCAUGCGCGACGCGCACGAGGACCACCACAGCCCACAUCUCAGCGACCACGGCCAUCCACCGUCCCAGCACCAGCACCAGCCGCACCAGAGCCACCACGACCACUCGGACGAGGACACGCCGACCUCGGACGACUUGGAGCAGUUCGCCAAACAGUUCAAGCAGCGGAGGAUCAAGCUGGGCUUCACGCAGGCGGACGUCGGACUAGCUUUGGGAACGCUCUAUGGAAAUGUGUUUUCGCAGACCACGAUUUGCAGGUUUGAGGCCCUGCAGCUCAGCUUCAAAAACAUGUGCAAGCUCAAGCCUUUGUUGAACAAGUGGUUGGAGGAGGCGGACUCCACAUCUGGCAGCCCCACGAGCUUGGACAAGAUAGCUGCGCAGGGGAGGAAACGGAAAAAGAGGACUUCCAUCGAGGUAAGCGUCAAAGGGGCUUUGGAGAGCCAUUUCCUUAAGUGCCCAAAGCCAGCCGCGUUGGAAAUUACUUCGCUGGCGGACAGUCUGCAGUUGGAAAAAGAGGUAGUGAGGGUUUGGUUUUGUAACAGAAGACAGAAAGAGAAACGGAUGACGCCUCCCGGCGGACCUCUGCCGGGGACCGAGGACGUAUACGGAGACACGCCGCCGCAUCACGGGGUUCAGACGCCAGUUCAGUGAGAAAAGACAAAAACAAGACAAAAACAAGGACACAUCUUAUCAUACUGACUGCCUCAGUCUUCAUUUAUGAUUACGUUCACGUUGGAGCUAUCCAAAGUGAAAGCAGCUGCGGUUUAGACUACUGAGGUGGGAGAGCAGAUUAUAUACGUCUUCGAUGUUACUCAAAAUUCGUACUGCUGCAACAGAGGGGACCGUGCGUUUCCCGCGCGAGCAAAGAGAACGGUUGUUCUGUGAAUACCCAACACUGUGAAAAGACGCAGUUUUAAGGUGUAACCCUUCUAUUUAUCAAACACUUUGAGACGAGCGAAAUGUCCCUCAAACGCGAGCAUGGGUGUCCCAUAGCCAGUUGUUUACAUCUAGACGCAUUCACUGCAUUUUCUUUUGCGGAAUUAGCCUGAAAAGUGACUUGUGCUGCAGCAUUUGACAAAUACACGCCAUUUUUACUUUUGUUGUGGGCGAUUGAGGGUGAACAUCGAUUCGAUUGAAAAAACAACAUCAGUGUGACAUGCACAGUAUUCAACCAUUUUCUUGGGAUCAAAAGACCUUUAAAUAUUUUAUUAUUAUUAUUAUUAUUUUACAUACAGCAUGGUUAUGUACCAAUUCUCCUACUCAUGGAGACAGUGAGGUGCAAGGUCACACUAAACAGAUGUUGUAGUCGUGGCGCCAAGAAAUUAGUCUCACACAAUUGAUUCUGGUCUCUUUCUCCGUUUUAUCAACGGAUAGCUCUAAAUUGAAAAGACAUAAAAAGAAACUUCCAGCAUCGAGCUGCAGACAAAUCACCGAAGGGCUAGUGAUAGAAACCUGGCAUUUCCUUCGAUCUAGUCAUAUUACCAUAAAAUACAGUUGUUUCACAGGACUCCACACAGUGCUGUAAAUAUUGUAUAAUUUUUAAAGGACAUAGCUACGUUA
Sinocyclocheilus anshuiensis is the source of this 2131-nucleotide messenger RNA. RefSeq names its product POU domain, class 3, transcription factor 2. Gene Ontology annotation, biological process: brain development; regulation of transcription by RNA polymerase II. The transcript has a single exon. Gene Ontology annotation, molecular function: RNA polymerase II cis-regulatory region sequence-specific DNA binding; DNA-binding transcription factor activity, RNA polymerase II-specific. The record is from RefSeq and is a predicted model, not a curated record. Bases 86 to 1222 code for a protein of 378 amino acids. Gene Ontology annotation, cellular component: nucleus. Lineage: Eukaryota; Metazoa; Chordata; Actinopteri; Cypriniformes; Cyprinidae.